AUGAGGAGCGGAUCCAGCUUCACAGGUGACGUGUUUCGAUCGCAUCCAAAUUCUCUUUAUCUCUUUGAACCAAUGCAGUAUCUAUCACAGAGUGUUGGAAACAACGAAAUCCCUUAUGUGAAUGGAACCACAAGGUCCUAUGAUAAAAGCCAGCUGCAUGAAGUCCAUGCUGAAAUGAUCAUCAAUCUUCUGCUGUGCCGCUUUGAAGAUGUUCCUUUCCAGGUCUUUAAAACAAGCCACUUCCUGUACCAUAACCAUCUCGGCCAGCAUUACAGCUGUUCGCAACGUAUUAAAGAUAGUGUUACUGGCAUGAGACAGCAAUGUAUUCCAGAUCUUAUCAAAAAGUGCAAAGGAGCAAAUUCAUUUACUAUUAAGUUCAUAACAGUAAGAAUGCAAGCCAUUUCAAUUAUAAUGAAGCUUCUUCCAGAAGUCCAUGUCAUUCAUUUGGUGAGAGAUCCUCGACCCGUCUUGCUUUCACAAAUACACGUCGGCCAAAUUGAUAAAACGAAAAUCGAAAAUGAAAGUAGCUCACAUUGUAAAAUUCUUCAGAAUGAUUUAGCAGAGACAAAAGAAAAUAUUUAUCAAAACAAUUUUCACCGACAGAAGUAUGAGGAUCUUGCACAUGAUCCACUUGGACAGUUUCAGGGUUUGUUUAAUUUAUCUGGAUUGGAAUUUAGUCAUGCAGUUCAGAACAGAGUUAAAAGUAUAGCAAUGAAGAAAGGGAUGAUGAGCAAAUGCCUGUAUUGUUCAGAAAAAGGUGGUGCAAUGGCGACUUCAUUACAAUGGAGGGUUUCAUCAAACUAUUCAAUUGUUCAUGCAAUCCAAGAGCAGUGUGUAAAUGUUAUUGACAAACUAGGAUAUGUCUUAGUAAAUUCCACAAAUGAUCUACGGAACACAAAAAUUUCACUGAUGAAGUGGUAG
Molecule: messenger RNA, 921 nt
Organism: Saccostrea cuccullata (small rock oyster)
Lineage: Eukaryota; Metazoa; Mollusca; Bivalvia; Ostreida; Ostreidae
Product: carbohydrate sulfotransferase 4-like
Exons: 2
Coding region: 1-921 (306 amino acids)
Biological process (GO): sulfur compound metabolic process; N-acetylglucosamine metabolic process
Molecular function (GO): N-acetylglucosamine 6-O-sulfotransferase activity
Source: RefSeq, a predicted model, not a curated record